GGCAGUGGUUGCCCCGGCAUCGCCGCCGAGGGAGGGCGAAGCGGCUGCCGGUCCGGCCCGAGAGGAGCCCCGCCGGGGCUGAGCCGGGACGCGAGGCCGCCCUCCGCUCCGCUGGGAUGAAGGACCGCCUGGCCGAGCUAGCCGCGUGCACGCACAAUGAAGACGGGGAAGCUUCUGUUGUCGUCGAAAAUGAUCAUUACAUGGAGGACUUCUUCCAACAGGUACAAAUAUCUUCCAAAGGCAGCCUAAGGGAGCCAGCGUGGUCUGGAAAGUCUACCACUGACGAUGAACUGGAAGAGAUGCUGGAGAGCGGCAACCUUUCCAUUUUCACUUCCGACAUUAUCCUGGACACCAAAAUUACCAGAGAAGCUCUGGAUGAAAUUGAAUCACGUCACAAAGACAUCAUCAAAUUGGAAUCCAGCAUCCAGGAGCUGCAUGAGAUGUUUAUGGACAUGGCGAUGCUCGUUGAAGUCCAGGGGGAAAUGGUCAACAGCAUUGAGAAAAAUGUGCUGAACGCGGCCGAUUACGUCGAACAUGCAAAAGAGGAGACCAAGAAAGCCGUCAAAUAUCAAAGCAAAGCUCGCAGGAAAAAGUGGAUAAUUCUGGUUGUUGCGCUGGUUGUGGUGGCCGUAAUUGCUCUAAUAAUUGGCUUGUCGGUCGGAUCUUAGCGACGCUCGGAUGCGCCAGCCCGUAUCUCACUCUGCUAUCGAGGCAAAAUUGAUGAUCAUACUCAUUUGUGUAACUUUAUUGCUCAUAAUCCUUGGGAUUGUCCUAGCGUCGACCUUCUUGUAGCAAGCAACACAUUCCAGGAACGCGGCGAAGCGUCCUAAGAUCCUCGUGUGAGAAACCAAGCCAGCCUAUUAGAGUAUAGAUUCACUGUAGUCCGAUGCCUCUUUUUAGGGAUCCAGAUUGACAUUCAGCUAUUAUUUAGUCAGCAGUCCCAAAUUGAUGGGAGAGGUCCCUUCUAGAGAAUAGCAUCUUGUGGCCUUGAAAGCUAUUCAGAUUUCCUUUCUGCACUAUUUUGAAGAUGCCUUCUGAUUAUUUUUGAUAGGACAGUGUUACCCAAGUGGAAUGAAUUGUCCCCGAGUACUGAGCCUUUGCCUUCAUUCUCCAUUAAUUAAUUCGUCUUAUUAACAUAGCAGAGAGUCUUAAUUUAAAACUGAAGCAGCCACGUUCUCUUAAAGAACUUCUAACCGGCAUAGGAUUGCAGUCAGACAUUACAGGCGUGUUCUUUUGCAAUCAACGAGUCUUUGGCUUUCAGGUAAAUGUAACCAGGGGCGAUAAGUGAAAUCUAUUUUCUUUCCAGCUUAAAAAAAAAAACUGUCUUAAAAUGUAACCUUAAAAAUGGGCAUAAUAUCUAUCACAAGUCAGCGUGUGUCUUAAUUUGUGAGGCGUUUCCUAGUCUUUUCGGCAGCUACCUAGAAGCGAGUUCCUUUUUCUCAGUAGUGACCAGCCAAAACUGUGAGUAAGGUUUGUCUUAACAUUCCUUUGCUUGUCACAAAACAUGUUUUUUUUAAGAGGAUUUCCUCCACCGUGAAGUUUACUAUUCAUCCCCCCCGCAUUUUGUGUUUUCUAUCAGCUUUUUCCCCACUUCCAAACUUGUCAUAGAUCUCGCUGAGGGCUCCAGUUUUCUGGAGAGUAACAGAAGGUGCUCCCUGGCACUCUGAUCCGGAGCUCCGCAUUCCCUUUGGAUCCUGGAGCUCCCACAGACUUCCCCAUUCUGUUUUGCGGAAGGUGAAGCUUUUUCACUCAUCCUCUUGCAGGUACUAAACACCCUCCAGCAUCAAAGUUAACGAAUACGCUUUCGUAGGUGCAGUUCUUCAGAUACUAUUGUUCGCUUCCUUGCCAACCCCCCCCCCCCCCCACAAGUCCUUUUUGUUUCAUUGGGACCUCUGCUCGCAUUCAAUUUGGGGGCCCUUCCUCACAAUGGCUAAUAACUGAGAAAAAUGCUUCCAGUAAAAAUACGACUAUGAAGCAAAGCUAAGAGCAUUUCAAAGCUUGGUUUGAUUUUUGAGUACUUCUAAUCGGUGACGAAACGCGGCCCCGUCGAUUGGAUCGGCGUUACAACGUUGGCUGCAGUGUAGCGAGCCCCGAUUUCCUUUCCGUGAAGGAACUGCAACAAAAAUCAAGGUUUUCUUUCUUUAAAUUUCCACUUGGUCUUUAAUGAAGGAGAGGGAGCAGGGGAGGGACAGGCGUUCGUCCUAAAAAUGAAACACUGAAUUUGUUGGGAGGGAUUUGCCUUGUGAAUUUCCCUGGCAUGAAUGAAGUGUUCGCAAAGGACUCGACCCAAAGUCAGUUCUGGUGAAAAUAAGGAACCUUCAGACGCCUGCUUUCUCUGGGUUGGGUUAAAAGUUGUGCAGCUGUUAGCAACUUCUGUGCAUUUCAGAAGUAACCAAAACACACUUGUUGCUGAUUAGCUUUUUUUUUUUUUUACAAAAAACUGUGUUUGUGUUAUUACUGUGUAAAAUGUUGAUAGCUGUGUUUUGAUUUCCAGUUGUUUCAAAUAUAUUAAUGUAGAUAUGUAGAUAUUUAUUCCAGAAGUGAAAUGAACUUACAACAGGUGCCUUAAAAAAUACAUGGCCUUGAAAUAUUUAUUUCUGUGUUUUUCAACAAGAAUAAACUUGCAGAUAUAUUUUGUGUUACAGGUAACCUUUCUCACCACUCAUAGUGUGACCUUUUACAUAUUUACAGUGUAUAUUCUUAAAUGUUUGUUGCAUAUAUAAUAAAACAAAAAGAUAACAUUUC
Messenger RNA from Sphaerodactylus townsendi, 2745 nucleotides. RefSeq names its product syntaxin 2 (gene STX2). The transcript is spliced from 7 exons. Gene Ontology annotation, biological process: intracellular protein transport; exocytosis; synaptic vesicle fusion to presynaptic active zone membrane. Gene Ontology annotation, molecular function: SNAP receptor activity; SNARE binding. The record is from RefSeq and is a predicted model, not a curated record. Gene Ontology annotation, cellular component: SNARE complex; endomembrane system; plasma membrane. Bases 117 to 668 code for a protein of 183 amino acids. NCBI's taxonomy places the organism in Eukaryota, Metazoa, Chordata, Lepidosauria, Squamata, Sphaerodactylidae.